GGUGGCAAUGUUCGCAACAGUAAUGGCACCAUGCCGCCCAUGUCAGCAGAAGAUCUGGAAUGGUUCAAGUCGACAUUUCGUCCCAUUCCGCGCCCUCAGCUGCCCGAAGAUGCUAUAGAGUACUCGCUCUUUUUGCUUUCAUCAGACCCCGCCCCCGCUACGACCGAUACCGUUGUUCAGAGACGUGCCCGUCUGCAGGAAGUUCAGAAAAGUGCGUCGGAACUGGUCAAGGACCUUUUGAAGAAUUAUAUUUGGCAGCGAGAAACGUUCGGUUUGGAGAUUGUCAAAGAAAAUGAUAUCACCUUUCUCCGCGGGCGAACCAAUUUUGGGGACUCUAUUGAAGAUGAAUGGGUCAUCGUUUAUCUCCUGCGGGAAUUGACUAAAAAACAUCAGGAUCUAUGGGUUCGUGUUGUGGAUAGCGAUGGCGAAUUUCUGCUUGUCGAGGCAGCCAGCAGUUUACCAACCUGGCUGGAGCCUGAAGUUGCAGACCACAGGGUUUGGGUCAACAACGGCCAUUUGGUAAUCAUUAAACCGAAGAACGAUCGGAAAAGAGUCACAGAGAACAUAACGCUCGAGGAGUCGCUAAAAAUUGCUUUACACGAACCCGGUCGCUUACUACGUGAUUCAAACAUCGAAGAGGAGGCCUUUUAUCGCCUACGAAAAUAUCCCAAGCAGAUCAAAGAAAAUCUUCAUUGCGCACUAGUGACCAUCCCUCGGAAAGUUGCAUACUUGCUCCAUCAGAAACCAGCUUAUAUAUCGCCAGCUGUAGAGGCCUUUUACAUCCGCGACCCGAUAUCUUUACGGACUCUCAGAGCAAGAGGAAAGGACGAUCUGCUGUUUCCUCCAGAUGAUUUCGUCACUGUUAGUGUUCGAUUCACAAGAGUGGGUUAUGCUCAGGUCAAAAGUCAAGACUUCCCGCCUCCAGCUUCAUGGGCACAAAGUCUACCGCCUCCUACUGAUACCAAAAGAUUCGCCAAGGCUGAAACGGGGAUGAAAGUGACUUGUGGAUUUGAAAUGCUUCUUGGUGACCCUCAGAACCAGGAUAAGCCCAUCAUCCGAGAAAUUAAACUUUUACUCGAGGAUUUAGAUACCGGUGAUGAAGAGUUACCAACGGUGGAUGAAAUACAAAAGACAUGGAGUAUGCAACGGGACGAUGAGAGCUGGUUGGAUAUUAGUUUUGAGGAUCUUGAUACGGAGCUCAAAGGGCAGCGCGAUAAAAGUAUGGAAGCCGGAGCAUUUGGCGACCAGAGUGCACAGGAGAACCUGCAGCGAAUUGUUGCCCGAUUCGAGGAGUUCCUCAAAGAUGACUCAGCGGACUUCGACGGGGUUAAUCUUUACGACUCCGACACGGAUGACGAGCCGGACGACGAAGAAGCUAGCAGCGAAGACGAUGAAGGAGAUCUUAGGUUCGACGAGGAAGAAUUUGUAAAAUUCAUGAAGGAUAUGAAAAUGGACCCCUCUGGCGUUGAUUUACGAUCAAUACUCAAUAAAUCCUCGAAAGGAAGAGUUGAGGAACUUGAGCCAUCCGAGGAAGAUGAUAGCCACGAGAUUGAGGAGCUAUCGCGGCAAAUGGAGGCGGAGUUGAGACCUACUGGUGUACUGAACAUUAGCAAUCAGGAUCCCGGUCGGAAUCCGGGCGCGGUAAAAGGGAAAGGGAAAGACAAAGGCAAACAGAGACCUAUGCCUGAAGAUUUUGAUUUUGACGAGGAAGAUCCUGCGAACAUCCACCUUGUGAAGAAUCUUCUUGAGAGCCUACAGAGCCAGGCUGGGAUGCCUGGUCCUGCUGGUAACCUUCUUGGAAUGAUGGGCAUGAAAAUGCCCCCGGAUGACCGCAAGCGCAAAUCAUGAGGCUGUAAGUGAUUCAACGGUCUACUUCGUGAUGAUAUCCAGUAAUCAUGCAAAAUCGAAGCUAUUGCGUCGGUCCGAGAGGACCCGGAUCCUGACUGAAUGAGUGUAUACCAUCCAAGCUUUCGAAGCAACCUAUACACUGAAGUUUUCUGAUGCUACGAUGCGUCAGGCGUUAUGUAAUAUACAGCGCUCGAUUGAAGGAAAUACCGUGAUAGCUCAGCCUACUCAAUCAGCCGGUAGAUGUAAGAGUGGACGUGUCCUUCGCACCGGCCAGAGGACAUGAUCUCGUCUGGUAUAGGGUAUACUCUGUCAUAUAUACUGUAGUAUCAGUUUACAUAAA
Molecule: messenger RNA, 2188 nt
Organism: Talaromyces stipitatus ATCC 10500
Lineage: Eukaryota; Fungi; Ascomycota; Eurotiomycetes; Eurotiales; Trichocomaceae
Product: regulatory factor Sgt1, putative
Exons: 3
Coding region: 31-1848 (605 amino acids)
Cellular component (GO): nucleus
Source: RefSeq, a predicted model, not a curated record